AUGGGAGGUCUCGCUUUCGCGGACGAGCAGCCACCGCUUCACACGCCGCGCAUGCCACCCGCUGUGUACGGUUCCGCGCGUGACCAUCUCCUCAGCACGCUCCGCAGCUUCUAUGCCCGAGCCGAGUGCCCGAUCGAAGCACCAGGCAAGACCGACUACGGCGACAUCGACAUCCUGGUCGCCGAACCACGCCACGUCUUCGACGCCCAUCACAUCUCCGCAGCAACCAAAGCGGUGAAACACAAGAAGCAAGCCGGCAGCCAGACAACUCACUUCGCCAUUCCAUGGCCCAAGCCACCACCGAAACCUCCAGCCAAGGACUCCGCAGCAGAUGCCGCCCCAACCACCGACGACGACGACGGAGCCAAAUACAUCCAACUCGACCUCCACCUCUGCCACCCCUCCUCCUUCCACUGGGAGCUCUUCCACCAAGCGCACGGCGACUUAUGGAGCAUCAUCGGCACGCACAUGCGCCGUCUGGGCCUCACCGCCAACAACUCCGGCCUCUACAUGCGCAUCGCGGAGAUGGAAGCGCGCAACAAGAACGCCGCCCGCAUCCUGCUCACCACCUCCCCGGCGGACACCCUGCGAUUUCGGACGAGAAGGCGUACUGGCGCCGGUUCGAGAGCGCGGACGCCUUGUUUGCCUACGCGGCCAGGGGACCUGAAGGCCAACGAUCGCGCCAGGGCGAGGAAGAGGCCGCUUUUCCGGUCGUGGUUCGAGGCGUAUCUGCCCGCGCAUGUGGAUGAUGAGCCGGUGGAUGCCGUGGCGGCGGUUAUGUCCCGCGAGGAAGUGGUGGACGAGGCGAAGAGGUGGUUUGGGGUGGGCGAGGCGUAUGACGAGAGGCGGAGGAGAGACCUUCAGGAGAUCAACAGGGAGAAGAUGUGGACGCAGAUCAGGAAGGAGUCGGGCAUUGCAGAGGACAGCAUUGGUGCUGUGGUGCGGGGGGUCAAGCGCGAGGUUGUGGCUGCGGAGGAGGCAGAGCAGGGAGUGCAUCUGACCACCCUGCAACGAGCUUAUACACACAGUGAUUUCGAUACCGCCGUGCAGUGGGUGAGGGAUAACUGGAGAGAGAUCGAGGAAAAGCAACGCGCUUACGAGAAGGAGAAGAGCACGAUGAAUCUGUUGGCCAAGCUGGACAGAAUGAGAGCAGAAGGUAAAGCUGACGAUAGCACCAGGCUUGGGAAGGCUAAGAAGCAGCUGGCACCGGACGCAGCGAGCCAAGAAACAGGCCUCGAUCUGAACGGCGCGUGA
Molecule: messenger RNA, 1254 nt
Organism: Endocarpon pusillum Z07020
Lineage: Eukaryota; Fungi; Ascomycota; Eurotiomycetes; Verrucariales; Verrucariaceae
Exons: 2
Coding region: 1-1254 (417 amino acids)
Source: RefSeq, a predicted model, not a curated record